This is a messenger RNA of Didymodactylos carnosus, 912 nucleotides long. NCBI's taxonomy places the organism in Eukaryota, Metazoa, Rotifera, Eurotatoria, Philodinida, Philodinidae. The record is from the annotation of a GenBank genome assembly.
AUGUUUAAACAAGUUCUUCACUAUUUUGGUACACAUUCAAAUGAACUGAUCAGACUAGUUAAUGAACGAUUUGUGAAUGCAACAAGUAUAAUAUCAUUACAAUCAUUUACUUUCCUUCGUUCAUGUUCAAUUUAUUUUCAUGGAUUACUUCAUAAUCACACAAAUACAAGAAUUUCUAUUGUUCAUUUAAUCGGUACAGCAUUAAGAAUGAAAGUAAACGGUUUAAAUAGAUUAAUAUUGGUUGCAAAGGAUCAUCAUAAAAAUCAAUCGAUAUUUAGCACAGCAUAUUUAACUACAAACCAGAUGGCGAGGUGUCAAGUUAACUUUUCAGUUAUUCGCGAUCAAUCAAGUUAUUUAUUAGAAGAUGAAAAUAAAAGUUUUAAUUCACAAAUUCUACUUCGUUCAGUGAAACAGAAUGAAUUUCAUAAAGCGGCACCAUCUAAUAUUGAAAAUAACGAGACGAAUAAGAAAGAAAGAAAUUCAGAUGAGACUAAACGUUUAAUUGUACAAUAUCCUGCAGAACCAACUAAGCCCAUCAUCACCAUUAUCCCGACAGGUGCUAGUCUCGGUGCCGAGAUUCUUAGUGUCGAUCUUCGGACGAUCAACAAUGACGACUUUAAAACUAUUUAUCGUACCUGGCUAGACCAUCUUGUGCUUCUGUUCCGCGAUCAGCAGCUCAGUGAUGACGAUCUCAUCGCCUUCAGUCGUCGCUUCGGUGAGCUUGACUGGGCACCAGUACAGGAAAACGGGCGACGCUUCGUCGAUGGUCAUCCUGAACUCUAUAUUGUCUCAAACGUGGUGGAGAAUGGUGUCGCUAUCGGCAGUCUGGGUGCCGGCGAGGCGGUCUGGCAUACCGAUAUGGGCCGGUUCACGAAUGAUCUCAUCAUUGUGCGCAUAUGGGUACACAUCUGA